Lodderomyces beijingensis is the source of this 1575-nucleotide messenger RNA. NCBI's taxonomy places the organism in Eukaryota, Fungi, Ascomycota, Pichiomycetes, Serinales, Debaryomycetaceae. The record is from the annotation of a GenBank genome assembly.
AUGGUUGAAUUAGAGGCUAGGCACGGCGAUCAUCAUUUUGUCAACGUCAAAUAUGGAUACAUAAUAUUUGCAUUAUCACUAGCACAAGUCUUACUACACAUAUUCUUCAAGUUCAUAUUCAUAAAGCGAUGGGAGAAAUCGGGACUCUUUAGCAGUCGCUUAUCGUUCCUUGCAUCGCCCCCAACUUGGUUGCUGAUGACUCUAUGGGUUAUAAUCAUCUUAGCGGUUGCUCAGUAUCACAUCGGCGUCCUUAGCGAAAACUACAUCACGUUGGCAAAGCGGUUGGGAAGAGUCUCGUACAGCUUGGUGCCCUUGAACAUAUAUCUAGUGUUGAGAUUCCCGUAUUCUGCAAACUUAAGCUGCGGAUACUACUUGCAGAGCUUGAAUUUGCACAAGUGGAUGUCGCGAUUGAUUUUCCUUCUUGCGUUGCUCCAUGGGGCUGCCUUUACGUACAAAUGGACUGCCACGGGAACUUUGUCCAAGUUUUUCAAGUUGUGGAAUUUUUUGGGCUUGCUCGUGCUUGUGCCGUUCAUUUUGCUCAUUGUUGUGUCUGUACGAGUCAUGAGGCGGAAAUGGUACUCGGGUUUUUACAUAAUUCACAACAUCACCGCGUGGUUCAUGGUUGUCUUGAUUUCGCUCCAUGCUCGGCCCGGAGUUUUGCCGUUUGCUAUAGUGGCGUUGGCGCUACUUGCCCUCCAGUUGUACUUGAGAUUCACCGCUUAUAGAGUCAACUCGGUCAAGCUGAUCACUACCCCGACAUCGAGUUUGCAAAUCAUCCAGAUACCGACCCCGCUUGUCUUCCCCGUUUGGCUCCCCGCGAGCCACAUUAGACUCAACUACUCCUUUCUGAACAUCAAGAGCUGGACCGGAGCAACCCACCCUUUUACCAUUGCGUCGACUUAUGAAGACGCAAGCCCUAUCCUCACGUUGAUCACGAGAAAGACCCAGUUCGAAUUUAACCCACUGCUGGCCUACCUCCUAUCUGGGCCUUAUCCUGCACUACCUGCGCCAUUUUUCAGCGAUUUGCAGAUGUGCAACAUUAUAUGUGGAGGCUCGGGGAUCUCGUUUGCGUUGCCAAUCUUUCAAUAUUUGAAAGUCCACUCCCCUAAAGUUCCAGUGCAGAUGGUUUGGUGCGUGCGCAAUUCGUCUGACCUUUUCAUCAGGAACCAUCUCGAUAUGGAAGAGGUAGAAGUAUAUGUCACCGGGGUCAAUGAUCAAAUCACGACACCAGAGUUUGUCAUUAGCGAUGAGCACGAGGAAAACCAUGGGCUUCUUGGCGGGGACGAAAUAGAACUACGUAGCAUGAAAAGUGGCAAUGGCGACAAUAGAGAUGGAGAUGGAGACAAUGCAGAAAUCGACCUUGACACCGAGGGUAAGAGUAUCGACGAACGCAAACUUUGUUGUCGACAAGGACGACCCAAGUUGCACGAGGCGUUUGCUAUAAACAACAACGUCACUUACGAUGUGAGGCAUAGCUGGGUGCUAGCCUGUGGACCAGACGGACUCAUCAAGGAUGCUCAGAUUUGGGCAAAAGACCAUGGUUUCAACUUUUUCUCAGAAAAGUAUGAGAUGUAA